Molecule: messenger RNA, 996 nt
Organism: Trichoderma aggressivum f. europaeum
Lineage: Eukaryota; Fungi; Ascomycota; Sordariomycetes; Hypocreales; Hypocreaceae
Exons: 1
Coding region: 1-996 (331 amino acids)
Biological process (GO): polyketide metabolic process
Source: RefSeq, a predicted model, not a curated record
AUGCGUUCCAUCCUUGCCUAUGUGCUGGCCAUAUUAGGCACCGGCACAACUCUCGAGAAACCAGUCGGCGUGCCAGGCCUCAUCUUCACCGAAGAAUACGUCGACAAGGUUGCCAACCACUCCGCAUCCUUCCAUCCGAACUUCAGCAAGAACACCGUUGCGGGAGUGCAAGCCAAUGGCCUCCUAGCCACAGCCGAUGUCGACCUUUUCUUCAGCGGAUCUGUAAAUCUUGGAAGAGCUGCUUUUGAGCAGGCAUUGGCCUUUGAUCCUACUGGAGCACUCCGAGCUCAGUUUCUCGACAGACUCAUCAUUGUCGAAGGCAACAUCGCCGCAACACUGAGUGCUACCAGAAUCACUACAAACAGCACAGACGCUCGCUUCGAGACAACACUGGCAGAAACCAUGAUUUUCGACAAAGAUGCACUUCUCAGCCGCAUCGUCAGCAUCAGCGAAGGUGGACUUCAAGCAGCUCAGUUUGCUGGCGAGAUUGCACCGCCGCCCCUCGAGCCGAUUGUACGAAACCCUAUCGCCAACACUUCAUCCGGCUUCACCUUCAAAAUCAAGGAGAAGGCUGCGCAAUUCAACAUCAAUUUCAACAACAAGAACGCUUCAGCCAACGGGCUCCUUGCCACAGAGAACGUCACAGUUGUCUCCGAUGGCCGAAACUCAACGGGUCGUGCCUCGCUGGUGAACUUGUUUACUCGUUACAACACUUCGGUUCCUGAUCUGCUACUUCACGACGAGUUUGUCAUUGGCCAAGGCAACUGGGUUGCCACCGAAUAUAUAUUCCAGGGGACGCGCAAUGGCACCUUCACAAUGGUUAACGGAACGGAGGUUGCUCCUAAUGGGGCCCAGUAUCGUGCCAGGGGGAUGCGGUUUAUGAGAUUCAACAAGGAUGGCUUGAUUGAUUUGUUCUGGCAAGCAGCUGAUAACGACAUCUUUGUUAAUCCUCUGAGUUUGUUGAAUCCGCUUGCUGUUUUGAACAGUGCGGCAUAG